This is a messenger RNA of Phytomonas sp. Hart1, 1106 nucleotides long. The record is from the annotation of a GenBank genome assembly. NCBI's taxonomy places the organism in Eukaryota, Euglenozoa, Kinetoplastea, Trypanosomatida, Trypanosomatidae.
GACCCGAAUUCUGUUCUCCUUCGUUCGGUUUCCUUCCCGUCAAAGGUUUUAUUAUUACUAUUGUGCUUCUCCAGACAACCCAAAGUUCCACACCCUUGAUUCUCGCGUGCGGUGGGAUGCCCUAUAAUGCGGAUAGCUUAAAUCGGUUACAAAUUCGCGAGCAGCAGGAGCUCAACCGGCAGCGCAAGGUGCAGGAGGAGGCCGAUAAGCGGCAACACGCGGGGGCGGUGGCCCGCACCAAGGCCCAGUACCGUCACAUCAAGGCGCAGGUCUUCGCUCCCCCCACCGAGGCCCCCUCGGUCGAGAAGGCCAAGGGCGACGUCCAGAUACGGGUCUACCUACGCGAGUGUGAUGGCGAGGCCGCGCAGGCCUUCACUUAUCGCGAGGGCAAGUCCCUAACCAGCCAGGUGGAGGCAACGCCGGGGCGCCCCGUCCCCGUGGCCCCAGCCCGCGAGGAGGUCCCCGCGGCGCGGGCGCCUUCCCCGAGUUUCACCCCCGGCCAGGUCCCGAAGUACCUCCAAAAGCGCAAGGCCGAACUCCUGGCGGAGAAGCAGUCUAUAGAAGACGAAGCCCAGCGACAACGUGAGCUGGCGAAGAUCCCGCCGGGCUGCCGCCUCGUUUCUGAACAGGAGAAGCUGGAGACCAUGGACAAUCUGGCGGCACGGCAGAAGGAGCUGGAGAUGCAGCUGAGUAAAAUUCCCAUUCGCUUUGACACCAACGCUAUCAAAAUGCGACGGCGAAAUAUCGAGGAGGAGCUUGCUCAAAUAGAAGCGGAUAAACUUAAAUACAAUUUUAAGAAACCUCUUUAUCUCCCGAUUAAUUGAUUAUCCCCGCUCCUUGGUAUGCGACAAUUAAGGGAUUAUGAUAGAUGGUUGCACUUGGUUUUGACUCAUUAUAACAUAGAGAGAAAAAGAAAGAAAGAGUGAGAGGGAGAGAAAGAGGGAGAGUAAUAUGAAGAUAUAUUUAAACACCAUUGAAAUGUAUUAAAAAAAAAAAAAGAUUCCUAUCCCCUUAUCGCAAAGUGUAUUUGUCUAAAGUAUAUCCCCUCCAAAAAAGGAAAAAAGAUUUAAUUCUACAUGGACGAGUACAUACUGUUGCUGAACUCA